This is a messenger RNA of Cydia fagiglandana, 7076 nucleotides long. RefSeq names its product WD repeat-containing protein 26. Bases 523 to 2157 code for a protein of 544 amino acids. The record is from RefSeq and is a predicted model, not a curated record. The transcript is spliced from 13 exons. Gene Ontology annotation, cellular component: GID complex. Gene Ontology annotation, molecular function: protein binding. NCBI's taxonomy places the organism in Eukaryota, Metazoa, Arthropoda, Insecta, Lepidoptera, Tortricidae. Gene Ontology annotation, biological process: proteasome-mediated ubiquitin-dependent protein catabolic process.
ACGACACGAUUGCGCCCGAUGCGCGUCCGAACGCCUUGGUGAGACACGAACGUCGUUCGAAACGGAGAGAAGGGCGAUGUUGUACUCAGCGAAGAAAGACAGCUGUCGCUUCAUUUUCAGCUGAUUUUUGUGUACGCUUCGAACUGCACUCGCGUUUCAAGAGUUUCAUAACGAGAAAGAGUUUUCAGAUCGCUACUCCGAUUUCACAUCGCAGGCAAAGGGCAUAAAAAGGGAACAAUCGAGAAGCACAGCUCACCGUGACGAACAAAGGGAGAUGGUCCAUUGAGCGCGGGUGGUGCGUAGUGGACUGUCGUGACGUCAGAGCGCGAGCGUCGCCGGGGCGUCGGGCGGUCAGCAGCGCCAGCACGGGCCGAUGCGGCGCGCGCGGGACUGAGCUCGGCGCUCGGGGCAGCGCGGCGCUCUCGCUCCGCCAGCCUGGCCUCCACUGACUCGGGCGACGAGGGCGCCGGGCACCGGCCGCCGCGCAAGCGGUCCCGCAGGCUGUCGCCGCCAGCGCCCGCCAUGCAGCAGCCCCAGGCCAACGGCCAAGCGGCCCACGUCAACGGCGACGCUGACCGCAACGGCGCCCCGCCAGCGCCUGGCCCGCACAUGGCCCAGACUGAUCAAGAGAUUGUUCGCCUCAUAGGCCAGCACCUGCUCUCUAUUGGCCUCGAACGCAGCGCCGCCCUGGUGAUGGAGGAGUCCGGGUUGCACCUGGAGCACCCGGCGGCCGCCACGUUCCGGGCGCACGUGCUGGCCGGCGACUGGGGCAAGGCCGACCACGAGCUGCGCGCGCUGCACGCGCUGCUGCAGGGCGAGCAGCUCGACCCGCACUCACUUGCAGAGAUGAAGUUCGUGGUCCUGGAGCAGAAGUACCUCGAGCACCUGGAAGCCGGGCGCGCGCUCGACGCGCUGCACGUGCUCCGGAACGAGCUCACGCCGCUCGGGCACGACACGGCGCGCGUGCACCGCCUGUCCGCGCUCAUGAUGUGCGCGGACCCCGCGGAGCUACACGCGCGAGCCAGAUGGCCGGGCGCCGGCGCGGACAGCAGAGCGCGCGUGCUGCAGCGCGUGCAGGCGGUGCUGCCGCCGGCGCUGAUGAUGCCGCCGCACCGGCUGCGCGCGCUGCUCGCGCAGGCCGCUCAGGCACAGGUGUCCCGUUGCCGCUUCCACGCAGCGCCGCGGCCGCCGCCCGACUGCAUCCCCUUCAGUCUGCUGCAGGACCACCACUGCUCGCCCGACACCUUCCCCAUACACCCGCUGCAGGUUCUAAACGAGCACUGCGACGAAGUAUGGUACUGCAAGUGGUCCCCCGACGGCAGUAAGCUCGCCUCGGGCUCCAAAGACAACACCGUCAUGAUCUGGGACUACGACCCGCAGGCGCGCCGCCUUGCCUUCAGAAAGUCGUUGGAAGGGCACUCGUACGGCGUGUCGUACCUGGCCUGGAGCCCGGACGGGCGCUGGCUCAUCGCGGCCGGCCCGGAGGACUGUCCAGACCUGUGGAUAUGGAAUAUGGAGACGGAGACCCUAGCGACCAAAAUGUCGCACUCACAGGAGGACUCGCUGACCGCCGUGGCGUGGCACGCGGGCUCCGACAAGUUCGUGUGCGGUGGCGCCCGGGGACAGUUCUACCACUGCAGCAAGGAGGGCCAGCUCCUGAAUAGCUGGGACGGCGUGCGCGUGAACGCGCUGGCGACGCGCGGCGACGGCCGCGGCGUGCUGGCGGCCGACACGCACCACCGCGUGCGCCACUACGACUUCACCGACCUCACCGACUGCAACCUAAUUCAAGAGGAGCACGCGGUGAUGGCGAUGUGUGUGGACGCGGCGGACUCGCUGCUUCUGCUCAACGUGGCCAACCAGGGGGUGCAUCUCUGGGACAUUCGCGCCCGCGCGCUGGUGCGGCGCUUCCGCGGGCUGUCGCAGGGACACUUCACCAUCCACGCGUGCUUCGGCGGCGCUCGCCAGGACUUCGUGGCCAGCGGCAGCGAGGACAACAAGGUGUACAUCUGGCACAUCUCCGGCGAGGAGCCCGUGGCCGUGGUGGCGGGGCACUCGCGCUGCGUGAACGCCGUGGCGUGGAACCCCGUGCACCACGACGUGCUCGCCUCCGCCUCCGACGACUACUCGCUGCGGCUGUGGGGCCCGCGCUGCUAGUAAAGCGCGCCCGCCCGGGAACGACUCGCAUCUACCGACAACUACACAACAAAGCAUCGACAUCCUAGGGCAAGACUGACACCAACCUACAGAUAAUUCUAUCGACUUUUAUUCGUUCAUCGUAUUGCCUCAAUGAAAAACUAUGAUUUAAAGUACCUCAAAAAUAAGGUUGUAACAAAAGACAUAAUUCAAUAGUACCACAAAGAUUUUAAGGACGCGCAUCCUAGUAUAUAAUCGAUACGAAACCUUACAAAUAGACGCUGGCCAUGUACUAUAUCUAAUCCUAACUAGGGACAAUAAAAACUUAAACAAAACCAAAUGAAUAGUGGAGGAAACCCGAAAAUGCGGUGAAUCGUGAUUCUCAAGUCUGCUAUUUCUUGUUACAUUUUUGUACAUGAUAACAGAACGCAAACAAGUAAUUAUAUACUACAUUGUAAAGUAACUGAGUCGUUACUAUAUCAAUAUGUAUUUUGUUUUCACAUAUUUAUAUUCGAAACUGAAUUUUUGACCUUUAGUGUCUAACAGAUCUUCCGUCCGAUAAAACCAGAAUGUUUAAUUCUAUUCUGUUUGCGAAUUUAAUUUAAAAAAUGAUUAUGAAUAAACAUGGUAGGAACUUUUAUAUUUUGUUCGUGAUCGCGUCUUCUCAAUCACAAAUCCAACAGUUAUCAACGCAUCAUGACAAAUUACACGUACUGCUCGUAAUCAACUUACUUUUAAUUAAACCUUUACCAGGCUAAGGGAUAUAUAUUUCCCACAUACGGGACUUCAAACAUGUGUUGUAUUUUCGAUGAGUCAGACUGACAUUCGAUUGUCAUUUUUGAAAUGUCAGCCUGGUAAAGGGUUAAAGAAGAUACCAUGACGGGUGUUGUAAGGUACCGAAUUAUAAUUAUGGCUUUUAAAUAUGUGCCCAAAGGGAAAAAAUUAAACCAAUAUGUGAUACCACAUUCAACAUGUUUAUUGAAGACCCGUAUAUUAUUUAGCCUUUAAUUUUGUGUAAACUAAUCGUUCAAGUCGGCGGGCGAAGCGCUCGAUUUAAUAUGACGUAUUACGGCUGCCAAAUAUUAGGUAUCAUUUAAUUGUCGAUCGUAUAAUUGAAACCUGUUUAAAAUGGCUUGUGAGGUGUCCCGUCGAAUUCAUUGAAAUACCGACUAAUUAGAGACAAUUUCUUGGUUUUUGUAACAAUUAGUUUGCCAAUUUUAAAACUAGCAGCAGGAGCUUACAGGUUCGCCUAACACUACAGUAGGUACCUAUACAACUCGCGUAAAAAAAAAAUCAAAUUGAAAUAAUGCUCCGUACUUGGCAAUACAAUAUGAAUUUCGGUUCUGAUACAUUAACUUUAUAAAGAAUCAUGUGCAAUAUGCGUGCCAUUUACAGUGCAAUAUUAUAAUGUAUAAAUAAAGGUGUAUUCGGCGGGAAACACAAUUGCUGGCUUGUAAAGAGUGUUCGGAUUGUAUAAAUUGUAAUUUGUACUUACGAUAAUAAUUACAUAAACCUUCACUGUAACUCAGCUUUCGCUACGUAUAAGUGAUAUUCGAACGCUCUUCUAAUUAAAUUUAAAACAUGUUAUGAAACAUAGCUAUGUAUAAAUCUUUAACUAUUUCUUUGGAGUUGUAUCGUGGUAAAAUGAAACUCGACACUUCCGACAUUCCUAGUUGCAGGAGAAUUCAUAAGAACUAAAUUGUGAGAUCUAUAAAAAAAAAGAUAGUUUCAUAGUACGGUCGUGUUCACUAAUAUCCUUACAAGACAACCUUCCAAAAAUAUAUGUACACGACCUUAUACGUGGGCCAUACUGAAAGUUUCUGGAUUCUGAUAUAUGAGACGACUUAUUUUUUCUAAGUGGCCAGUUCCAGGAAUUUUCAGUAUGCCCUAAGUAGUCAGUGUCUUAGAGGCGUGUAACUAUAUUCAAUUACACAAACGGGUCUACCGCGAUAUAAUUUCAUUGUUUUUACCUUUAAUUCCGACGUUUCAGCUGAUGCAACUCAGCUGAAACGUCGGAAUUAAAGGUAAAAACAAUGAAAUUAUAUCGCGGUAGACCCGUUUGUGUAAUUGAAUAUGUGUACAAAACGCGAGAGUUUUAGCGUGUAACUAUGUUUAUGGAACGUUGGCUCGUAAAGAUAUUUGUGUACUUCUGCAACUGGAUAACAGGAGUUUGAGGUUGAGAUUAUGAGUGGUCAGAUUCGUAGGUUAACUAGGGUUAGACGAGGACCGUGUACCAUAAAUCAUAAGGCAAUACAGAUGUCUAAUACUCUUUAACACAUUCACUGCCAAGAACACGUAUGUGUGUUCAUUUUGAUCUGGAAACGGGGCGGCCGGCACCGAAAGUGUUAACAAAUAUCUAGAUAAACUAAAACAAUAGGUAAAAACACUGCGGUUCUCCGGUUAAAGAGGAAUUUCCUCUCGCGGACGCUCCGACUGUGGAAUGAGCUCCCUGCUGAGGUUUUCUCGAGGGGCUACAGUAUGACGUUCUUCAAAAAGGAAGUGUGCAGAUUUUUAUAUGGUCGGCAACGUGCCUGGAUUGCAGGCGCUCAUAGGCUUCGGUGAUUGCUUAUCAUCAGGUGGGCCUUACACUUGUUUGCCACCGACGUGGUAUAUUAAAAAAGACAAAAGCAAAGGCACACCGUUCUCUCGAUUAAAAUCUUACGGGAAAAAAUACUUUUAUAACAGCUAGAUAUAACUUAAUACCGGUCCUCAUCAUACGUGACGACUUUUCUAUACAAACAUAGUCCUCUUUUUCCUCUCUGUAUAUUAUCGUUAAAGAAAAUGUUAUUACGCUAUUUGAUGUAUGUAUACUAACCAGUGCUAAGUCCUGUUUAUAUUUUUGACGAUUUUUUUAUUACGGCGCGAUUUUGAAAGUUGUUUUUCGCUCGUAACUCUUUCAAUAAUAAUAAAAUGUGCGUUCGGGGAUGGUAUCCGCCACGUGUAUCCCUUGCUUUUAGAUUAAAGUGUCUUAAAGGGCCUCUGCGCUGUUGGCUUCGGCCCCACGUACGCCUCCCAAAGGUCCCGGACCCCAUGGUCCCGAGAUAUGGAAAAGACAUAUAAAAUGCCAAAAAGAGGCAUAGCUAUAGCUAAUAUUAAUAUACAAUAGUGUAUAAAUAUUUACCAUACCAUACCAUAAUGUCAAUAGGUAACCAGAGAGGAAGAUGGCGACCAUGUUUAUACGGAGAAGCGGCCGUCCAUUAUCGUCUGAACCUCCUGAGACUAAAUGUGCAAUCGUGCAAUCUAAUUGAAACAUUUCAUUAACCAAACAAAGUACCAUUUCUUUUGUUUCAUUGCUUUUUAAAACAAACGAAAUUGGUUCCAAUUUACUUAUAGAAAAAGUUUCAAAUUAAAAAUAUGAAAACUUUAUAUGCUGGGUCUUACAAGGUUAUGUUAUGACCAUGCUCAAUGCAAUCUUAUCUAGAUGUUGUUGUGUGAUGGUCGCGGUCCUCAUUCGCGUAGGGUCUCCAGGUAUGUUUGUGACGUAGGCGUAGGAACCACGCGACUGAUAGUUUAUCGACUAGGGUCGAUGGCGGCGAGUUGGUUUCUUUAUAAUUAGUUUUAACUAAAUCGAGAGUAAUUAGCUAUCUUACUUGUAAGGCGUGUACUAACGUACAUUUACUUUAAACGGGCGACUUAUUAUAUUUUCACGAUAUUCAUGCGUUAUUUCAACAAAAACAGACUUAGGUAUAUUGUUUAUUUAUUGACCUUUGUAAGAAAUAUGAAUAUACGCGUUCAAAUUCUGAGUUUUGUUAAAAUAAUGAGUUAUGAACUAAAAAUCAUGAACUAACCGAAGACUUGGUUUCAAAAGCGGUCUCAUACUUACAUAACUUGUUGAGAGAGACGCAGCUAUAUCGUAAAAUGAGAGGUUAAGAAUAUCCCCACUGUGUAAUUGUUUUAGUUUCACUUAUUUUAACAUUUAACUGCGUCUUUAGGAUGAGAUAUGUAAUGAUUGGAACCUGCCUUAUAUUUAUUUUAGUGCGUAUUUCAAUUGAAAGUGAACUUAAAAUGUUAUAUCAGUAAAAUUAAGGAUGGUUUAGCGUAGGACCCGCAAGCUUUACAAAAAGCGACCUUAUUGUGCGGUUAUGGUUUUAAAUGAAGUGGCGGGCAAGACAUAAGUAUGGUAGCGAGCUAAGAUAUUCGUAGCCAGCUAUCCGCUCUAUUUUUGUACCGACCACAACCUCCAAGUUUAUACUAGGAGUUUCGCUUGUCCAAUACAUCAUGUCGGCCUUUCAUGCGAUGUGUUUAACUGCUAUUUAGUCUAUUUAUUGUACACGUAAUAGCGUGUGACUUACUGACAGUACCGUACCCAAUUCGUUACUCAUAAUAUGAACUACGCGCAGGCCCCGGGGUGGGGGUAGAAAAAUGAAUUUCCGCGCCCAUCAUAUUGCAGUGAUAGCACGCAUGUUAGGCCGGGAGCCUGUUUUAUCAAGCUGCUCGAGGAAUCUUUAAUGCAAGAUUUUUGCACUAAUGUACAAUUAUUGCCAAUCUAUCUCUUUGCGGCACUUCAGAUUUUAACACCAUCUUAACCGGAUUAGUUUCGUUUCUUUUAUUAAUAUACACUUCAAUUAUUUUCCUUAAUACUUACUAAAUGUGAGAUAUAUGAGCAUUUCAGAGUAGCUUAAUAAAGCAGGUAUCCUUAGCCUUGUAAAUAUAUCUAAUGUGAGGAUAUUCUACAUUCUAAAUUGUAUCGGUAAUGAUAAUGCUAGGAUCGUCCCGGCGGCCUCCGCUUUCAAAAUUAUGUGUGAACAUUUUUAAGUGCUUUUAUUUCGAAUAAUUUACAUUUAUAAUUAAUAUAAAGUUAGGGCUCCGGGACUGGCAAUAAUGUGUGUCGUAGGAAGUACAAAGGAGUAAGGUCACGGUAGAAUAGCUGAGGGCCCGCGCCCCUUUCGAUUGUUAUAAAUAAAUAAUUAUUAUAUCAAUAAAUUUUUUAUUGUAAAGUA